Ailuropoda melanoleuca (giant panda) is the source of this 2760-nucleotide messenger RNA. RefSeq names its product meteorin, glial cell differentiation regulator (gene METRN). The record is from RefSeq and is a predicted model, not a curated record. Lineage: Eukaryota; Metazoa; Chordata; Mammalia; Carnivora; Ursidae. Gene Ontology annotation, biological process: positive regulation of axonogenesis; glial cell differentiation. Gene Ontology annotation, molecular function: hormone activity.
GGUUCACACCCGUAGGUGGCCGAGAGUCUAUGCUGUUUCCUGCAGACCUUGGUUAAAGCUCUCAGAGACCCCAAGGGUUGGAGUACGUGGUUGGACUCCUGGCUUUGUGCCUAGGGCCUCUGUGAUCUGACCCAGGAGUUUUGCCCUGUUCUGGGCCUUUGCCAGGGUAGUCUGCUCCUCUCCCCUGCCUGGAAUUCUCCCCAGUCCUUACCUGGCUGUCUGUUCCCCACCCUCUCUCCUCAGGGGGAAGUCCUUGCUACCAGGAAAUCUCUGGGCCCCCAAACACUCCCCUCAGCCUCCAUGAGUCUUGGCCGCAUUUCAGCUUGUUUGGACCUCCUGGGUGCCGAUUUUGGGGCUCAGGGCCGUUCUUUGGCUCCUGCUUUUCCAUGGUGCCCAGAGGCCUAGCAUCUGGCCCCUCAUCCCUAGGGAUACCGUGCCAUCUCUUGGGACGAAUCAGCAGAGCCAGGCUGGGGCAGGAUGGGGACUGGACACCCAGGGUCCACUCUUGGAAAGGGCCACCCUAGGGGAGCUGCUCUUCCUCCUACCCCCCAGAGAGGUUCCAGUGCGCGUUACUCCCACCCCUAUCCCGGCCAAGAUCUCGAGGACAAGGGCGCAUAGGGGGAUCCCGGGGUGGGGGUGAAGGGGGCGAGAGGGCAACGCAGAGCCUGGAGCUCGGCCUCCCGCCCCAAUGAGCUCCGCUGCGAUUGGUGGAAAGUUCGUGGACCAAGCCGCGAUUGGCCAUGCCGGGCGGGGCAGCGGGGCUGCGCGAGCGGAGCGGUGCGCGGGGCUGGCCGGCGCCCCGGGUGCUGCCGCCGCCGCCGCCGCCCGCCCGCGCCCUGGCACCCCUUGCGCUCCGGACGCGCGCCGCUCGGGCCUCCUGGCCACCGCCACCUGCGCAGGGUCCUCGGAGGACCGCUGCAGCUGGAGCGGCAGGUACGAAGCCCCGGAAGGCCGCGCUCUGGAGCUGUGCUGCCCCUUCAUGCCCCCGGGGUCCAGAGAACUAGGUGAACGCAGCUGCGGCUGGCUUCGGGGGAGGGAGCGCCGGACGGGUUGUGCGCCGGGGGAAGACGCGAGCCGCCUGCCUCAGCGCCUCCCGUCCUGUCCUGUCCCCGGCGGCCUGACCCGGGAGCCGGGCGACGUAGGGAAGCUGUCGCUGGUCUGUUCGGAGGGCGUGAUCCAGUGGCUGUACCCGGCCGGGGCGCUGCGCCUGUCCCUGGCCGGCUCCGACUCCCGCACGCUCUCCGGAAUCGCCUGCCUGCGCCCCGCGCGGCCCUUCGUAGGCACGCAAGUCUUCGCGGAGGGGGCGGGCGGCGCCCGGGAGCUGCUGCUGGCCGAGGGUUUGGGCCCAUCGAGGGGCCGAUGCGUGCGCUGGGGACGUAAGCGCGGGGCCCUCUUCCUGCAGGCCACCCCACACCCCGAGCGCCGCGUGGCCUCCUUCCGCUUUGAAAUGCACGAGGACAGGUUUGCAGAACAGCCUCCACAGGCCCACGGUCUUGGUGCUGAUGCGGAGUGAUGGGCUUGGUCGGGAUGCGUCUGUCAUCCCCAUUGUACAGAGGGAGAAACCGAGCCAUGACGGUGAAGUGGGUUGUUAAAGGUCACACAGCUAGUGAGGACAGGUGGAAGAGACAGAAAGAGGGUGGGCAAUCCCUCGGGGUUCAACUUCAGGAAAAGGCUGGCAGGACUAUUGGUCCUUGAGAGGUCGGGGGUGGGGGAUGACAGGGGACAGAAUCAAAGCCUCCAGCCAAAGCUGUCCAGGUCUCCUUGACCCAUCAGUGACCUCCCUCCCUUCCCCCAGUCCAGUGUGUUCCUGGUCACCAUGGAGACACGGCCUUGCCUCCCAGGCCCACCUCUUUAAUUUCGUAGCACGUGGAACCUGACCCCACAGGGGAAGGGGGUCUUUCUGUUCUGCCCCAGGCCCUAGGCCAGAGACCCCAAAGCUCACGACAGCCUCCUGCCACCCACCUGGGUUGGGCUGGUGUCUUUGGGCCCAAGGAGGCAGCUCUGGGAAGCCAUAGGGGUCACCACAUGCUGGUGUGCACCUGUUAAGAUGGGUGUGUGAGAUGUGCCCCCGGACACCCACUUCCGGUGUGUGAGCCCUCAUGCCCGCACGCUGGGCAGAGCCCCUACUCCCAUGUCUGCGCAUGCGUGAGUGUGCAAGGGUCAGGUGCCCACAGGCUCCCUCGGGUCCCCAGUUGCUGUCAGGUCCCGAGGGGAGGGUCUGGUGGCCUGCACUUUCUGUCCUGCCUCCACCUGGGGGGAGGCCUAGGGUGGUCCAGGAGAGGGCAGGACCUACACUCACCGUCUCCCCUUCAUGCCAGCUGCCUGCAGGUCCCUGCAGUGACGUUGAGCUCCUGCUGACGGUGCCAUCUCUGGUGAGCAUCUCCGCCGUGGGGGGAGCCUGGGGUCCGCCCUGCCCUGCGUGCCACUGGCCAGUGUGUCUCCCCACAGUGAACAAGGGAACCAUCCACGGGGUUUCCCGUGACACAGAGCUGUGGGAGCGUGUUACCGUGUCCUCCAGCAGACACUGCCGCUGUUCUGGGUGGGGGCGUCGGGGGGCCGGGUGCAGGCUUCCAUUCACAUCCUGCUCACUGCAGCGUCGGGGCAGCCCCCAGCACCGUCCUCUUCACGGGCUGGAGCCACUUUCGUGAGGCCUGGCUGGGCUGUGCACCUCACUUCCAGGACUUCAGCUGUGCUGUGCCGCUGCCUUCGCCAACCACCUCAGCCCCCGGGAGGCGGCCCUGGACUGAGGGGCCUGGGAGA